UUCUGUGCGCACACGCCGCUCGAAGACCGCAUAUUGCGGUGUUACGAUGAUCGAGCGACAAUGACAACUCGAGGCAUCAGAAGAAAGAAGUCGUCGCUUUCUGAAGUGAAAGUGGCAGUGGUGGGCGCGCCCUCUGUCGGGAAAAGCGCGUUGACAGUGCGGUUCCUUACUAAACGGUACAUUGGUGAAUAUGAUCAUCAGCAAGACAGCAAGUACAAACAUGAAGCACUCCUCGACGGCGAGCCUAUAUUAUUCGAAAUAUUAGAUACAUGUCCUAAGAGUAUAGACGAGCUUCCCGGGAACGAGGUAGCGCAAUGGGCUGACGGAUUAUUCUUGGUAUACUCCAUAACAGACAGAGAGUCAUUCAACUAUGUUCGCCGAGCUAAGCAGAGCCUACAGCCAGAUAUUCCUCUCACUCUAGUCGGAAACAAGGCUGAUAUGGUGCAUCUGCGGCAGGUGAGUCCAGAGGAAGGCGAGAUACUGGCCAAAGACUUCGAGUGCAGUUUUGCAGAAGUGGCGGCGGCAGAACAAGUAAAUCAAGUAGGCGACGUGUUUCAUGACUUGUGCCGCGAAGUUCUGGCGCUCAGACGGAGGGCCAAGCACAGUCUCCUCGACAGAAUGCUUGGCUCCAAAACUGCCUACAGAGUGUACUCCAGGGGGAAGAGUGACAGCGCUUUGCCAAAAGAUUAGAAUAUAAUGCAUUUAGUUUAUAAUUUAGAAACUUUUGGAUAGAUUGAAAGCCACAGAGCUACGAAGCUCUGUGGCUGCUAUUCCGACAUAGAAAUACGUCGUGAGUUCGAAACUAAUUGACACCUAAAAUCUCAGUGUCUCAACUUAUAUUUCUGACUGACUCUCCUGUGAUGGAAACACUGACAACAAACGACUAAACUAAACUGAGUGACGACAGUAAGGCAGUAAGUUACAUUAUGUGCGUCAAUGCUUCUGACUACCCCAUCUGGGUUAAUAGUCUUGAUAGCAUACAUAUUUAUUUUUAUUAUUGUACAGAUAUUGAGAUGUACCACGAAACCAAAAUAUUCAUACCAAAGAAGAAUUCUUUCGUUAGAUGAAAUAUUGAUAAAUGUAUUUCAAAAGAAAUAAGUCGAAAAUACAUAGCAAUUUGAUGCUCAUAAUAUUAGGUUAAGUAUACGCAUGCCUGGAUUCUUGUUUUCCUGAGGCCCCGGUGGUCUAACGGUUUAGUACACUGCUUUACUUAUCAAAUUGAUUGUAUUAAUUUUGUUAUUGUCUAUACAAAAAUGUAUAUAAAUAUUUAUAUUAGUUAUUUAGUACAAGCACCCAUAGCACAAGCUCUGCUUAAUUUGCUAAUAUAUGGCGCUGUGUGAAUUGUCCUGGAUUAUUAUAGACAUAAUAUAUACUUUUUAUAAUCCCUAUUUUCUGCAACUCCCACACAUAAUGGAAGCCAGGUAGUAAGUAGUAUGAAUAAACCUUAAAAUAAACAUCUGAAAAUUAGGUAAUUUACACAGCGUAUACAAUCUAUAAAUUAUAGGCAUAGUAUUGUUUGAUAUAUUAUAAUUGUGGAUUUAAAUGUAGGAAUAAAUACAAAUGAGAACAUAUAUCUAUUUCAUAAAAUAUAUUUAUAUGUAAAUUAAUUUAUACAAACAUUUAUGAAUUUGUAAAUAAGGUAGCAUAAAUUUUUUUGUGACCUAUGGUAGCAAAAGUAAUUACUAUCAUUAGACAUAGGUUUUAAUAAAGUUUUCUACGUAUACAGAAAAUAAAUAUGGUAAUAUACGAAAGUCAGAAUUCAUAUUGCUAUAAUAUUUAUUGUCUUAUACUUAUCGUAUGAGAAUAUGUUAACGUGUGUAACGAUAUAAUAGAAAUCAGAAAAUUGAAUGGUUAGAUUAAAUAAUUUUGAAGUAAUUUAAUCAACUCUUUUUAUUAUCAAGUCUAUCUAUAUUAUAAAUAUAUCCUCCAGCGUCAUGGCCAAACAGACCAUUGAUCUUAGUAUAUGUACUUACAUCUGAGUGUAUUAAUUAGUAUAUGCAUCAGAUUUCAAAUACAAUUAAUUAUUUUUUAUAUUUUAUCAAAUUAGGCGUUAUUUACGGUAGUCCAUUAACUUAUUUUUUUAAUUUCGGUACCACUAAUAUGUGAAUUAUUUAUUAAGUUACUAUAUAAAAAAGUAUAAAAUAUUUAUA
Molecule: messenger RNA, 2150 nt
Organism: Achroia grisella
Lineage: Eukaryota; Metazoa; Arthropoda; Insecta; Lepidoptera; Pyralidae
Product: ras-related and estrogen-regulated growth inhibitor
Exons: 5
Coding region: 61-690 (209 amino acids)
Molecular function (GO): GTP binding; GTPase activity
Source: RefSeq, a predicted model, not a curated record